Messenger RNA from Callorhinus ursinus (northern fur seal), 1327 nucleotides. RefSeq names its product mitochondrial ribosomal protein S18B (gene MRPS18B). Gene Ontology annotation, cellular component: mitochondrion; ribosome. Gene Ontology annotation, molecular function: structural constituent of ribosome. NCBI's taxonomy places the organism in Eukaryota, Metazoa, Chordata, Mammalia, Carnivora, Otariidae. Gene Ontology annotation, biological process: mitochondrial translation. The record is from RefSeq and is a predicted model, not a curated record.
ACUGCCUUUCCGGCCUUUCCUGCCUUGGGCGUACGUCAAGAUGGCGGCCUCCGUAUUGCGUUCGUUGCUGAGGCGCAUUCCUAGCUUUUCGCUCUUCAGAGGUGCCUACGGAGUUCAGGUUCCCCUCCAGACUCUUUGCACCAAAGGACCCCCUGAGGAAGAUUCUUUGUCCCCAGUUCCCAUAACCCCUUAUAAGAAUGAACCCUGGAAAUAUCUGGACUCAGAAGAAUACCAGAACCGCUAUGGCUCUCGCCCCGUCUGGGCUGACUACCGUAGAAACCACAAAGGUGGAAUACCCCCACAGCGGACUCGAAAGACAUGUAUUCGUAAAGAUAAAGUUGCUGGGAAUCCCUGCCCCAUCUGCCGGGAUCACAAGCUGCAUGUUGACUUUAGGAACGUGAAGCUCUUGGAACAGUUUGUCUGCGCCCACACAGGUAUCAUCUUUCAUGCUCCAUAUACAGGGGUCUGUAUGAAGCAACAUAAGAAGUUGACCCAGGCCAUCCAGAAAGCCAGAGAUCAUGGUCUCCUCAGUUACCACAUUCCUCAGGUUGAACCUCGGGACCUUGACUUCAGUACCUCUCAUGGAGCUGUGAGUGCUACUCCACCAGCCCCCACCCUCGUUGCAGGUGACCCCUGGUAUCCAUGGUAUGGCUGGAAACAGCCACCAGAGAGAGAGCUGUCCCGCCUUCGACGACUCUAUCAGGGACAUCUCCGAGAAGAGAGUGGUCCCCCACCUGAGUCAAUGCCUGAGGUGCUGCCCACAACCCCAGCUGAAGCCUCCUCCACUGAGCAGAAGCCCCAGAGUGCUCUGUAGGAGCUGUAGACUGGGAAGGAAUUAACAGUGCCUAGUGGGGCGCCUGGGUGGCUCAGUCGUCAAGCGUCUGCCUUCGGCUCAGGUUAUGAUCCCAGGGUCCUGGGACCGAGCCCUGCAUCGACCCCUGCAUUGGGCUCCCUGCUCGGCAGGAGGCCUGCUUCUCCCUCUCCCACUCCCCUUGCUUGUGUUCCUGCUCUCACUAUCUCUCUCUCUGUCAAUAAAUAAAUAAAAUCUUAAAAAAAAAGAGAUAGUGCCUAGGAAUUACAUGAUGGGAUUUCACUCUGAAGAGUUGUGUUUGUAUGUGGCCAAUGGCAGGCCCAGGGCCAGAGAGAAGUAAUGAUUGCUGAAGGGAAUAAAUGCUUCUGAGGCUUAGGGGAGGGCAGGACAGAUGUGUAUGGGAAACCCCAAACCCUGUAUGUUGUGAAUAGUAGACAGGCUAUAAACAUUCUGUACUUGCUUCAGGUUUCUGCUAACUUGGCUUUGCCACAAUAAAGCUGUAUCUCCUGUCUCUGG